Molecule: messenger RNA, 3247 nt
Organism: Notechis scutatus (mainland tiger snake)
Lineage: Eukaryota; Metazoa; Chordata; Lepidosauria; Squamata; Elapidae
Source: RefSeq, a predicted model, not a curated record
UGUAUUUUAAAGUGAAUGCUGAAAAUUUAACUGACAUAUGACAAACCAGUAGAUUUAACAACUAUCAACAAUGUAAAAUAUUUUGACAGUCACUAAAUUUGCUUGUAAUUACUGACAGUUGGACAUAAAUGUCCGAAUCAGUAAUUAUGUGGCUAUUCAUUAUAACGUUAUUCUGUACCCUCCUUUACAUAACCUGCUGCUGUUUUGGCAUAAUAGAAUUCACAGUUUGUGUUCAAAGUGGCCUUGGCCACUGGAGAAGUAGUUGCUGUCAUGCCAAAAAAGAAUUAGAGAUCUAGUUUUUAUGUCCUCCUUGACAAAAGGAGUCUUCUGGAUCUUGGUCAAUGUCUCUAUACAUUAUUUAACUAUAUAAAUCAACAAAACAAUUAUUUUUUAAAAAAACCAAUGCCUUUCUAGCUCUUGGAAACUGAAAGAGAAAUUUAUUUAAACUCACCUAUUUAAGGUGGGAAAUGGGUGGCUGUCAGUGCAAUUUGCUGUACUCAGAAGUCAGCUUUCUGAAAGUAGAUCUGUUGAACAGGUUGAAGGUGCAAGUUGAAUGGUUAAUAUAUGAACAUAAAUGACAAAAAUAGAGGACCAACAGAUGAGUUCUUAAUUUUGUGGGAUUUAGCACAGAAGUUUCAUUCUUCAGGGUAUCUGAUUCAGUAUUAUUAAAUGGUAACUGAAACCAUUUUUCCUGCUAAAUAUUAAAUUUGAGUAUUAAUACAUUAAUGUACUCCAUGCAUAAAAACAUUGGGAUAGUCCUCCUGAUUUUACAUUUGCAAUAGCAGGGAGAGGGAGAUACCAUGUAUAGAUAGUUCUUUUGGUCAGAAAAUGGUAGAUUAGCAGCUUUGCUUGGUUCUUUAAGGGCCAGUGUAUAUACACAUGAUUGAAUCUCAUCUUACACAUCUGAAAGAGCUACCAGUUCUAUGCUGUAAAUGGUAAUCAUUUUUAUAACUGAAUUAUGCAGAAUUAUGGUAUAAUAACAUUUCUUAACUGUACAAAUUAUUUCAGUGCUGGAAAAUGUAAAUAAGAGAUGCUACAAAUAUAUAUCUUCUCUGUAUUUCUCCAGGUUUUAUUUUGCACAGUGUGAAUUGUAAUCCUGAGGGUUUAUUUUUAAACAAAUUGGAUGUUAAAUAUAGGCAAUUGUGUAAUGGGAAAAUGAUGCAGUUUUAGCCUUGGUUGCAAAGUCUUUGAGUUGACAAUUUUCUGAUUCCUCAAGUGAAAAACAUCUUUUUGUUAUAAUACCUUUUUAUGUUCACUGUUGUAAGAAAAAUUGCAGGCUUAUCAAGAGCAGAGUACAUGGGGUUUUCUUUCGGAAGGAGAGACGGAAGGAAGAAAGGCGGUUGGCCGGGGACAAGCUAUCAUGCUGGACUUUGUCAUUUUCGCCGUCACCUUCCUGUUGAUCCUGGUGGGAGCCGUGCUUUACCUCUACCCGUCUUCCCGACAAGCUUUGGGAAUCCCAGGGAUCACGCCAACUGAUGAAAAAGAUGGGAAUCUUCCCGACAUCAUAACUAGUGGCAGCUUGCAUGAGUUUCUGGUCAACCUCCAUGAGAAAUAUGGCCCAAUUGUCUCUUUCUGGUUUGGACAACGUCUUGUGAUCAGUCUGGGGUCCAUUGACCUCCUGAAACAGCACAUUAACCCUAACAGGACAACGGACCCCUUUGAAACGAUGUUAAAGUCCUUGUUGCAGUAUCAGUCAGGCCUGGGUGGAGACAUGGCUGAGAGCUGCGUGAGGAAAAAACUGUAUGAAAAUGGUGUCACUAAGCUGCUGCCGAGUAAUUUUCCUGUAAUCCAGAAGCUGUCAGAAGAAUUGCUAACAAAAUGGCUAACUUUCCCCGAGUCUCAACAUGUGCCCCUCAGUCAGCAUAUGUUAGGCUUUGCAAUGAAGGCUGUUACACAGACGGCUAUGGGCAGCAGGUUUGAAGAUGAACAGGAAGUCAUCCGAUUUCGUAGGAACCAUGAUGUGAUCUGGGCAGAAAUUGGAAAGGGUUUCUUAGAUGGUUCACUUGAUAAAAGCACGACCAGAAAAAAGCAGUAUGAAGAUGCCCUGAUGGAAAUGGAGCAGGUCUUGAAGAAAGUCAUAAAAGAACGACAAGGAAAGAACUUCAGCCGACACAUCUUCAUAGAUUCUUUACUGCAGGGGAAUCUGAGUGACAAGCAGAUUUUGGAGGACACUAUGAUAUUCUCUCUGGCAGGAUCCAUAAUCACUGCAAAAUUGUGUACGUGGGUGGUCUAUUUGUUAACUACCUCAAAAGAAGUUCAGCAAAAGCUUUACAAGGAGUUGGAUCAGGUUCUUGGAAAGAGCCCUGUUACACAUGUGAAAAUUGAACAACUUAGGUAUUGCCGGCAGGUUUUGAAUGAGACAGUGAGGACAGCAAAACUAACCCCAAUUGCUGCCCGACUUCAGGAGCUGGAAGGCAGAGUUGAUCAGCAUCUGAUUCCCAAGGAGACUCUUGUCUUAUAUGCACUUGGUGUGGUCUUGCAGGACAACUCAGUUUGGCCAUUGCCCUACAAAUUUGAUCCAGACAGAUUCAGUGAUGAAGCUGCUAUAAAAAACUUCUCUCUCCUGGGUUUUUCAGGAAGUCAGGAAUGCCCUGAACUGAGGUUUGCCUGUACAGUUGCUAUGGUUCUUCUGAGCGUGAUUGUGAGGAAACUCCACCUGCAGCCUGUAGAAGGUCAAGUCAUUGACACUAAGUAUGAGCUGGUUACCUCACCCAAGGAAGAAGCAUGGAUAACCAUAUCCAGGAGGAACAAAGGAGAGGAGUGAAAUUGUUGCGGGAAAAGAACACUUUUGCACAACUGACCACUUCCAAUGCUUCCUUUGAAACAUCAAUCAUCAUUGAGCAUUCUUGGCUCAAAGUAUUUCCCUCCUUUCCUAAAAAUUUCCUUGGAUCCUAUAAACAAAUCUGUAGGAUUAAUGGGAAAACUGGACCUUGUGAGCAGUGAUUAAUUUCCCUCACUUCCCAUUGACCAGAGCAGCAAGAAAUCAUAUAUUUUGACCUAGAAGUCCUCAGCCAUAAAAACCAAGUGUAAGCAGUCACAUUGUGGAAAGGCACUGCAUUUGGAUAUAGGAGUUUUUAAAAAUAUAUUUUUAAAUGAAAUACAACUCAAGUAUGAGUUAUAGCAGAGAGAAACUUAAAGAUGAAACCUUGCUCUAAAUUAAGAUCCAAUAUGAGUGGAUCUUAAUUUCUUAAUUAACUGUUCAUGCAAUUCAAUAAACAUGGUGGAAGCACACUUCCAAUGAGAAACA